Molecule: messenger RNA, 803 nt
Organism: Salvelinus sp. IW2-2015
Lineage: Eukaryota; Metazoa; Chordata; Actinopteri; Salmoniformes; Salmonidae
Source: RefSeq, a predicted model, not a curated record
UAUAUACCUAGUUAAAAACCGCCACUGGGAUGUGCGGGGCUUCAUCCAAGGGACUUUAACACGGUCUGUCUGUGUGUCUCCUGUCCCCAGGUGCCCACCCUCCCUAUCAGAUCCAUGUCACUGGGCAGCAGGGGAAGCAGCAGCAGCAGCAGCGGUGGUAGAGGUGUCAACCUCCCGGUGGAGGUAUGGCGUGUGGUCCUGGCCUACCUCCCCCUCCCAGAGCUGGGCCGCUGCAGCCUGGUGUGCAGGGCCUGGAGAGAGCUGAUCCUCUCCCUGGAUAACACCCGUUGGAGACAGCUUUGCCUGGGCCUGCCCGAGUGUCCUCGACAUCCCAACUGGCCCAGUCGGCCUCACCUGGAGCCGUCAUCCUGGAGAGAAGCUCUGAGGCAGCAUGCCAUCGCCAGUCGUACCUGGUCCCGUCACGCCCACCCUGAGCUCCAGCCCUCCGCCUGCCUUCACCUGUUCCGCCGGAGGAAGGAGAGGAGGGUGUGGCAGGUGGGGUCGGGCCUGGAGCUGGAGACGCUGAGGGGGGCGUUGGGUGUAGCUGGGUCGUACGACCGGGUGGUGCUGCACCCCGGGGUCUACGAGGAGCAGGCAGAGUUGGUACUGAAGGUGACUUAACUGAUUGCUUGCUAGUUAAAGGGACUUACUGAUUGGCUGCUGUUGUCUUGAUGACGCAAUGUCUAGUUAAAGGGGACUUACUGAUUGGCUGCUGUUGUCUUGAUGACACAAUGUCUAGUUAAAGGGGACUUACUGAUUGGCUGCUGUUGUCUUGAUGACACAAUGUCUAGUUAAAGGGGACU